Molecule: messenger RNA, 1885 nt
Organism: Coregonus clupeaformis (lake whitefish)
Lineage: Eukaryota; Metazoa; Chordata; Actinopteri; Salmoniformes; Salmonidae
Gene: vegfd
Product: vascular endothelial growth factor D
Exons: 7
Coding region: 380-1384 (334 amino acids)
Biological process (GO): sprouting angiogenesis; response to hypoxia; positive regulation of protein phosphorylation
Cellular component (GO): membrane
Molecular function (GO): growth factor activity; vascular endothelial growth factor receptor 3 binding; chemoattractant activity
Source: RefSeq, a predicted model, not a curated record
GAGAGAGAGAGAGGUGUCUGUGACCAGAGGGAGAGAGAGAGAGGGAGAGAGAGAGAGGUGUCUGUGACCAGGGCGACUGUGACAGGAGCUUGUGUGUGGUCUGAGGAGUCAGCGCCAGUCUGAGAGGGGCUGGUCUGUAGUGAGGAGUCUCCUUCCUCUGGCACUGCUCUCUAUUAUAGAGGAUUACCCAAUACAGAAACUGCUCUCUGUUAUAGAGGAUUACCCAAUACAGAAACUGCUCUCUGUUAUAGAGGAUUACCCAAUACAGAAACUUCUCUCUGUUAUAGAACUUCUGUCCAGAGGCUGAAAAUUGACCAUAAAGAGACAGAAGGAGAACUUUGAACAUAAAAGAGAUUGAGAUACAGCAUUGAAACAGAGGAUGCGGAGUAUGCUUGCUGCCGGUGUUGGAAUGAUGCUGGUGUUGGUGAAGUUGAACUUGGGAAUGUCAAAAAAGGUUCAAGAUGAUCCCAGCUCUCUCAGGGUGAUCAACCAGGAGAAGUGGGAGAGGGAUGUGCGUUCGGCCUCCAGUCUGGACGAGCUGCUCAUGCUGACAGACUUCCCUGACUGGAAGCUGUGGAAGUGUCGUCUAAAACUCAAACACCUGGAGACGUCUCCCUCAUCCUCUUCCUCUCAGCAGCCCGACCACCGUUCCUCCUCCUCCUCCUCCUCCUCCUCCUCCUCCUCCUCCUCCGCUGGGUCUGGGUCACACCGCUCCACGCGCUACGCUGCAGCAUCCUACAGCCUGGAGAUACUCAAAGCCAUAGACGAUGAGUGGCAGAAGACCCAGUGCAUGCCCAGAGAGACGUGUGUAGACGUGGCAAAGGAACUGGGCACCACGACCUCCAUGUUCUUCAAGCCCCCCUGCGUGUCCGUCUUCAGGUGUAACGGAUGCUGCAACACAGAGGGUGUCUCAUGCAGAAACACAAGUACAACCUAUAUUAAUAAAACACUGCUGAGUGUGAUACCGUUCAAAUACGGACCUGAGCCGGUGUUGAUAAAGGUAGCCAAUCACACAGUGUGUAAGUGUAUGGAACCGCCCCUGAUCCGACGGCAAGCCCAUAUACGCUCUCACAGGAGGAACGGGUGCUCUCCGAUGCGCCAGCUCUCUAAAUCAGAGGACUCCAGGCGUCUGUGUGCCAGUGGGUUGAUCUGGGACUGCAUGGCCGACCGCUGUGUGCCCUACCCCUCCACUAAACAACCAGACUUUUCUACCAGUAUGAGGACGGAGGACUGUGAGAUAGAUGUUGACAGGUGUGACUGUGUCCCAGACCGCGCUACCCUGUCCCCAGGGCCCACCCUAACCCAGGACCCAGACCGCGCUACCCUGUCCCCACGGCCCACCCUAACCCAGGACCCAGACCAUGCUACCCUGCAUGUCACCUAAACCAUACUGCAUGUACUACCAACAAACAGCACUUCAACCAUGGCUCUUGCAGAUGCCAGUGACACUAAGAAGAAGAAUAUAACCUUUGACAUCUGCUUGGCUUUGAAGUUUGAAAGCAGAGAAAAAGUUCAUAAUAUAUUUAUAUCGCUAUUUAUAUAUCUAACUUCAAAUAAAAUAGUUUCCCUUUCUAACCUACAUACAUGACCCUGUUAAGUUUUUAAAAAACGCUUUACAAUUUUUAUUUACAUAUGUAAAUUAUUAGUAUUUCUAUGCACUGAACAGUGUAUUUCACGCUAAAGAAUUAUAUUUUUUGUAAUUGCUUCAACAUUUUUGUAAAUAUAAUCGAAGUUUGUCUUUUUGUUGUAUAUCCUUCAUAUUUAUAUUUAAAGUUUUAACAGUUUUGUCCAAAGUUCUAUCUCACCUUGUUGACACCAGUUAUUUUGUUGUUUAUUUAGAGAUGACAUAACAACCAUUCAAUGGUGUUGUUCACACCUCCGUGAU